This is a messenger RNA of Brassica oleracea var. oleracea, 2918 nucleotides long. Its product is annotated as receptor-like protein 12. NCBI's taxonomy places the organism in Eukaryota, Viridiplantae, Streptophyta, Magnoliopsida, Brassicales, Brassicaceae. The record is from RefSeq and is a predicted model, not a curated record. The transcript has 3 exons. Gene Ontology annotation, molecular function: protein binding. The coding region runs from base 57 to 2660 and encodes 867 amino acids.
AUCUCUGCUUUUUCAUUGUUAAUAUUCAGCCAAACUAUCAUACAUAGAAAAAAAAAAUGAAAGGCUCUUGGAAUUCAAGGAGUAUCAUUCAUAUUACUCUUCCUUUUCUUCUCUUUUUCAUUUAUAAUUUCACGGCCGUGUUUACAGCUCCUGCUCGACACUUGUGUCAUCCUGUACAAAGAGAUGAACUUCUCAAGUUCAAGAACGAGUUUGAGAUAAAGAAACCUUGUUUGGACGGCAUUCGUCUUAAGACGGAGUCAUGGGCAAUUAAUAGUGACUGUUGCGAUUGGGAUGGUAUCACAUGUGAUACCAAGUCUUGGGAAGUGAUCGAGCUAGACCUUAGUCGCAGCUGCCUCCAUGGUCGGCUUCAUUCCAAUAGCAGUCUUUAUAAGGUUAAAAACCUAACCACUCUCGACCUCUCAUAUAAUUAUUUUAGUGGUCACAUCUCACCUUCUAUUGGAAAUUUUUCUCAUCUUACCAUUCUCGACCUUUCUAAAAAUUAUUUUAGUGGUUGGAUCCCUUCUUCAGUUGGAAAUCUUUCACAUCUUACCAUUCUUGAUCUUUCUGGUAAUGAUUUCAUUGGUGAGUUGCCAUCUUUUGGCAGUAUGAACCAGUUGAACCUCUUAAGCGUUGAAUUCAAUAAACUUGGUGGCAACUUCCCACAUUCCCUUCUCAAUCUUGAAAUGUUGUCGGAUUUAUAUCUCUCCCACAAUCAAUUUACUGGCACACUUCCUUCUAACAUGAGUUCACUCUACAACUUGGAGUACUUUCAGGCAUGGGACAACUCUUUUAGUGGAACUCUCUCUUCUUCUCUAUUCACUAUUCCUUCUUUGACUUAUGUUGAUUUGAGAGAUAACCAACUCAAUGGUACUCUUGAAUUUGGCAAUAUAUCUUCACCAUCUAAACUAACAACGUUAGACCUUGGCAAUAACAACUUCAUAGGACCAAUCCCAAAAUCCAUUUCCAAAUUAGUAAACCUUCAAGACCUUGACCUUUCUCGUUUGAACACUCAAGGCCCGGUCGACUUUAGUAUCUUCUCAAAUCUCAAGUUGCUCCAACUUCUUAACCUAUCCCAUUUAAACACCACCACUACCUUUGACUUGAAUGCAAUCUUAAGGUCGAAUCUCCAGUCAAUCUUUUUAUUGGAUCUCUCUGGGAACCAUGUUUCAACCACAAACAAAAGUUCAGGUGUGAAUCAUCAUUUGCAAAUGAUAAGCCAGUUGUACAUGUCAGGAUGCGGUAUCACCGAGUUUCCUGGGCUCUUAAGAACCCAAAACAAAUUGACGAAUCUUGACAUUUCCAACAACAAAAUCAAAGGUCAUGUUCCUGGAUGGCUAUGGACACUACCAACUUUGAAUUUUGUGGAUCUUUCCCACAACAUGUUCAUUGGUUUUGAAAGAUCAACGAAACUUGGACUAUCUAUGCAGUACUUGGUUGGCUCCAAUAACAAUUUCACGGGCGAGCUUCCCUCUUUCAUAUGUGAUAUGCGCUCUCUAAUCACUCUUGAUUUGUCUAGCAAUAACCUCAAUGGUGCCAUCCCUCAUUGUAUGGGAAACCUCAAGAGCAAUCUUUCAUUUUUAAACCUUCGUCAGAAUCAUCUUAGUGGAGAUCUUCCAAAUAACACAUUUGCAAGUCUAAGGUCGCUUGAUGUCGGGCAUAACCAACUCACGGGUAAGCUUCCAAGAUCUUUGAUCCAUUUCUCAACUCUUGAAGUUUUGAAUGUGGAAAGCAACAGAAUCAGUGACACCUUCCCUGUCUGGUUGAGUUCCCUAAAACAUCUUCAAGUUCUUGUCUUACGCUCCAAUGAAUUUCAUGGACCGGUACAUCAAGCCUCAUUUCCUACGUUGAGAAUCAUCGACGUAUCAGAUAAUCACUUCAAUGGAACUUUGCCUUCAAAUUACUUUGUGAACUGGAGUGCCAUGUCAUCACUUAAGGCUAACAAAGAUCGGUCUAAAGAAAAGUACAUGGGAGAUUUUUUUGGCUAUUAUCAUGACUCAAUGGUUUUGACGAAUAAAGGUAUAGAGAUGGAGCUAGUACGUAUUCUUAAGAUCUACACCGCACUCGACUUCUCCGGAAACAAGCUUGAAGGAGAGAUUCCACGGUCCAUCGGUACACUAAAAGAGGUUCAUGUGCUCAACUUAUCAUACAACGCUUUCACCCAUCACAUCCCAUCAUCUAUGGGAAACUUGACAGCUCUCGAGUCACUGGACGUUUCCCAAAACAAGCUUUCCGGAGAAAUUCCACAAGAGCUAGGGAACCUCUCGUAUCUUUCCUACAUGAACUUCUCUCACAAUCAGCUUGUUGGUCUAGUACCAGGAGGCACUCAGUUUCGGAGACAAAAGUGCUCUUCGUUCGAGGAGAACUCUGGACUCUUUGGUCCGGCUCUCGAUGAAGUUUGCAGAGAUAUCCACGCGCCUGCACCACAGCAGCAUGAAAAGUCGAAACCAGAGGAAGAAAAAGAAGAGGUGUUGAGUUGGGUGGCAGCUGCGAUAGGACUUGGACCAGGUAUUGUUUUUGGAUUGACGAUUGGGUGCAUAUUGUUCUCCUGCAAACAAGAGUGGUUCAUGAACGUUUUUGGUCGAAACGAACGCAGAAGCUCCACAAUGGUGGUAAAGGCUAAAAGCCGUUUUAAAACCCAAGCUGCUCGAAGAGGACAAUGAAUCAACCAAACCAAGUAAAUUGAAGAGAAAGAAGCUUGCGGAGAAAGCAACCUAGCUCCUAAUAUUCUGGUUUUUUUUGUUGAUAAAAAUAUUCUGGUUUUGUAUGUAGUUUGGUUUAUCAUGGUCUUAGUUUCCGGCUUCGCUUAGUGAGUUUCUUUUUAUGUUUGUCUCUCUAUAUUAUGGCAAAAACCUGUUGAUUCAGAACAACACCCACAUGUGUGUGUUUACUUCAUCUGUUGUCAGAUAAACAUCCCUAAA